This is a messenger RNA of Cryptomeria japonica (Japanese cedar), 1248 nucleotides long. RefSeq names its product U-box domain-containing protein 33. The coding region runs from base 1 to 1248 and encodes 415 amino acids. NCBI's taxonomy places the organism in Eukaryota, Viridiplantae, Streptophyta, Pinopsida, Cupressales, Cupressaceae. The transcript is spliced from 8 exons. The record is from RefSeq and is a predicted model, not a curated record.
AUGACAAUUCCAGUUGUAAACCAACGGAGUGUUCAGGUUGAAACAUUGCCAGAAAUGAAAGAAAUAGUCCAAGAUGAAUGUGCUCCUCCUCCUCCUCCUGAGAAAAUUUACAUUGCCGUUGGAAAAAACUUGUCUGAGAGCGCCUCUGCUCUAAAAUGGGAGCUGCAGAAUUUGGAUAAAAGGGAAGAAACCUUACUAAUUCUUCUUCAUAUUCGUACUCAACUUCGCUACAUUCCAUCGCCUAUUGGGAAAAUUCCUUUGAACCAAGUAAGCGAGGAUGUCUUAGUAGCUUACAAGAAGGAUGCAGAGAAGGAGCUCGACAGUUGGAUGAAUCAAUACAUGGAUAUGUGUUCCAGAGCCAAGGUCAAAGCUGAGGAUUUGAUUAUUGAGAAGGAGGAGGUUUCCAAAGGGAUUGUCGAAGUGGUUUCAGAGCGAGGUAUCAGGAAACUUGUAAUGGGAACAUCUUCAGCAGGCAACGCCAUUUCUAGGAAGGGGAAAGCAUACUACGUUCAAAGGCAUGCGGGAGAGUCGUGCGACGUUUCUAUUGUAUGCAAGGGAAAGCUCGUGCUACUCAAGGAAGGAUCUCCUGGUCGGAAAUCGAAGAGAACCAGAAGUCCUUUGGCCGAUUGGCUGAGGAAACGAUCCGAAGCAUCCAGUGUUAAACCUUCACCAAAUGAUUUUAGCCUGUCGGUUUCAUCGCCUGCAAACUUCAGAUCGGAUCUGGACAACAGUAAUCCAGCUCCGUCAAAUUUUCAGCGAGAUUCUAUGGCUGCUGGGACCGAAAAAGUGGACGAUUUGGAAAUAACGGAAGCGAUUGAAGAAUUUUGUUUGGAUUUGGAAGCGGCAGACAGGCCAAAAAUAGAUGCUGAUCAAGCUUACAAUAUGGAGCAUGAGCCUACAGAAUCUCGAGAAGCGAAUACAGAUGCCGAAGUCCUGAAAAUUCAGCUUACAGAAGCAUUGGAAGCAGUCGUCAAUGCGAAUAAAGAACUAAAAAAUGAGAUCCUGAGACGCAAGAAAGCAGAGGCGGCUGCAAUAAAUUCAAUUCACAAGUACAAAAAUCUUGAAGCCAUCUACAAAGAAAUAGCCAAAGAGGAAGAGGAGACAACCUUGCGUUUGAAGCUUUAUGAACAGAAAUGCCAAGAUAUUACAAGGCGACGAGAUGAAGUCGAAGAAGAAGUACAAAAAAUGGCGGAGAAGCUGACAUCACUUAGGGCAGAUGUGAACGAAUACUCCCAUUCGCUUGCUUAG